GAACAUUAAAAAACAGAACAUAAAAAUAAAUCAAUAAUCUGUUAGAAGAUUAAAAUAAAUCAAUAAACAGGACAGAACUGUUAGAACAUUAAUUAUUCUAGUCCUCAGAUCAUCAGUAAAAAAGUAUCUGAACUUUUGUUUUUGGUUCCUGAAGAUGUUUCAUCUUCAUCCAAGAGUCUUCUUCAGUUACACAGUUACAGGUGUUCUACAGAUGUUCUACAGAUGUUCUACAGGUUACAGGUGUUCUACAGAUGUUCUACAGGUGUUCUACAGAUGUUCUACAGAUGUUCUACAGGUUACAGGUGUUCUACAGAUGUUCUACAGGUGUUCUACAGAUGUUCUACAGAUGUUCUACAGGUUACAGGUGUUCUACAAAUGUUCUACAGGUUACAGGUGUUCUACAGGUGUUCUACAGAUGUUCUACAGGUGUUCUACAGGUUACAGGUGUUCUACAGGUGUUCUACAGAUGUUCUACAGGUUACAGGUGUUCUACAGAUGUUCUACAGGUGUUCUACAGGUGUUCUACAGGUUACAGGUGUUCUACAGAUGUUCUACAGGUGUUCUACAGGUUACAGGUGUUCUACAGGUGUUCUACAGAUGUUCUACAGGUUACAGGUGUUCUACAGAUGUUCUACAGAUGUUCUACAGGUGUUCUACAGAUGUUCUACAGAUGUUCUACAGGUUACAGGUGUUCUACAGAUGUUCUACAGGUGUUCUACAGGUUACAGGUGUUCUACAGAUGUUCUACAGAUGUUCUACAGGUUACAGGUGUUCUACAGAUGUUCUACAGAUGUUUUACAGGUUACAGGUGUUCUACAGGUGUUCUACAGAUGUUCUACAGGUUACAGAUGUUCUACAGAUGUUCUACAGGUUACAGGUGUUCUACAGAUGUUCUACAGGUGUUCUACAGGUUACAGGUGUUCUACAGAUGUUCUACAGAUGUUCUACAGGUUACAGGUGUUCUACAGAUGUUCUACAGGUGUUCUACAGAUGUUCUACAGAUGUUCUACAGGUUACAGGUGUUCUACAGAUGUUCUACAGGUGUUCUACAGAUGUUCUACAGGUUACAGGUGUUCUACAGAUGUUCUACAGGUGUUCUACAGAUGUUCUACAGAUGUUCUACAGGUUACAGGUGUUCUACAGAUGUUCUACAGGUGUUCUACAGAUGUUCUACAGGUUACAGGUGUUCUACAGAUGUUCUACAGGUGUUCUACAGAUGUUCUACAGAUGUUCUACAGGUUACAGGUGUUCUACAGAUGUUCUACAGGUGUUCUACAGAUGUUCUACAGAUGUUCUACAGGUUACAGGUGUUCUACAGAUGUUCUACAGGUGUUCUACAGAUGUUCUACAGGUGUUCUACAGGUUACAGGUGUUCUACAAAUGUUCUACAGGUUACAGGUGUUCUACAGGUGUUCUACAGAUGUUCUACAGGUUACAGGUGUUCUACAGGUGUUCUACAGAUGUUCUACAGAUGUUCUACAGGUGUUCUACAGGUUACAGGUGUUCUACAGGUGUUCUACAGAUGUUCUACAGGUUACAGGUGUUCUACAGAUGUUCUACAGGUGUUCUACAGGUUACAGGUGUUCUACAGGUGUUCUACAGAUGUUCUACAGGUUACAGGUGUUCUACAGAUGUUCUACAGAUGUUCUACAGGUUACAGAUGUUCUACAGAUGUUCUACAGGUUACAGGUGUUCUACAGAUGUUCUACAGAUGUUCUACAGGUUACAGGUGUUCUACAGAUGUUCUACAGAUGUUUUACAGGUUACAGGUGUUCUACAGGUGUUCUACAGAUGUUCUACAGGUUACAGAUGUUCUACAGAUGUUCUACAGGUUACAGGUGUUCUACAGAUGUUCUAUAGGUGUUCUACAGGUAAUAUGAUGGACUAUGAUGGUUUGUGCUGAAGGUAAACAUCUCAGAGUCUUUCAGUCAGAACUAAACAAGCUUCCUGAAUGAAGGUGGAACAUCUUGUAGAACUAGAACCAGAGGUCCAGCUGGUGCUGUCGUUCUGGUGGAUCUACAGAAGGUUUCU
Acanthochromis polyacanthus (spiny chromis) is the source of this 2031-nucleotide messenger RNA. RefSeq lists its product as uncharacterized. The coding region runs from base 155 to 1903 and encodes 582 amino acids. The record is from RefSeq and is a predicted model, not a curated record. The transcript is spliced from 10 exons. NCBI's taxonomy places the organism in Eukaryota, Metazoa, Chordata, Actinopteri, Pomacentridae.